UUCGAACCCAUGGCGAGGGAGGGCAUAUGGUUACUGUGGUUACAGAGCACGAAGGUGGCUGUGCAGAUGCCUGUUCUAAAAAACAAAUGACGGUGAGCGAGGAGGGGGCCAGAGAACGCCAACACAAAGAAAGAGUCGGAGGCCCUGUAGGAGAAUGUUUCCAGCUCCUGUAACAGCGCCGUGGAUCCAGCCUGGCAGAAAUGUCAGCGUUCGGCCUGGUUCGUGUGAAACCAGCCUCAGGUUCGUUUUGCAGAGAGCGGACGCCGCGAAAGAAGUGGAUUAUGUCCAUCAGCGCGCAGAGAGCGUGCCUUUAGAGGACAAAGUGCAGAUGAAACAGUUCGGUGUCCAUCAGCCGCAGGAUGUUGGUGGACCCCAAACAGCUGCAGAUGUUCAGCCAUUGGAGGUGAUGAAAGAGAAGGUUCCCUGGAGCCCCAGCCUGGAUCAGCAGAACGCAGAACCCUUCCACGUAAAAGAGGAAGAGGAGGAACUCUGGAUCAGUCAGGGGGGAGAGUUUGGUUACGGGCCGGACGGAAAUGAACACAGCCGACUCCCCUUAACUGUUAUAGUAAAGGCUGAAGAUGAGGAAGAGGAACCUCAGACUUCACAGCUUCACAAGAGCCAAACCGACACCAGAGAGGCCGAGCGUCCGACCAGCAGCUCAUUCAAAUGGAUCAAAACAGAAACCGACGGAGAGGACUGGGGACGACUGGAACUGGUCAGGAAACCUUCAAGGCCAAAGACUGGUGGGGGCGUUGUUAACCCCGCUGAGACUGAAUUCAGUGAGGAUGACGUUGAUUGGCAGGAACCCUUGUCGGAGACUGACUCUGGUUGUAAAGGAAGGAGAGCAGCAGAGUCCGGAAUAGGCAGUGAUAAUGGAUGUAGUACUGUCAAAAAGCCAUUUAGCUGCUCAGAGUGUGGUAAACAGUUUCUAUACAGACAAUCUCUGAAGAGACACAUGAGACGCAACACAGAAAAUAGCUCCUCCACCUGUUCAGUAAAUCUGAAAUGUUCUGAAGUGAAGCAUAAUGCAGAUUCAAAGACCAAAGUCCACACAGGGAAGAAAAACUUCAGCUGCGAUAUGUGCGGCAAAACAUUCAGAGAUCAUUUCAGUCUGAAAUCUCACAUGAGAGUCCACUCUGAGGAAAAGCCCUUUGGCUGUGAGAUUUGUGCCAAGAGCUUUAAGCAUGAGCACAAUCUGAAGAUACACAUGAGAAUCCACACCGGAGAGAUGCCGUUUAGCUGCGAGGUUUGCGGUAAACGAUUUAAGCAUCAGCACAAUCUGAAGACGCACAUGAGAAUCCACACGGGGGAGAAACCGUUUGUGUGUGACAUCUGUGGCAAAAGAGCAAGACACCAGAAUAACCUGAAGACCCACAUGAUAGUCCACAGAGGGGAGCGGCCCUUCGGUUGUGAUCUGUGUGGUAAAAAGUUCAACCGUAAAACGAGUCUUAGGGCGCACAUGACGGUUCACACAGGCGAAAAACCGUUUGCUUGCGAGAUCUGUGGCAAAAGCUACAAACGCAAAACACACCUUAGGACUCACAUGACCGUCCACAACGAAGAAAAGCCUUUUGGCUGCGACGUCUGCGGCAAGAGGUUUAACCGUAAAACGCAUCUCGGGACGCACAUGGCGGUCCACACGGGCGAGAAGCCUUACAGCUGUGACUUCUGCGGUAAAAGAUUCACCCGGAAAACCCAUCUAGAUUCCCACAUUACGGUUCACACGGGAGAAAAACCCUUUGGCUGCGCCGUCUGUGGGCAGGAGUUCUCCCAGCAGGGGAGUUUAAACAGACACAUGACAUUACACUUAGGAUAAAAAGCACAUUUAGAAAUGGAGGAAAAACGUUGAGGUAAAACCUAAAAAAUUGUCACCUCUAUAAAAGGUGGCUUGUCGUAUGUACCUCUUUGUUUGGAUUGACUUUAAUUACUACAAGUAUAGGUGUUAUAACUUUAACUUUGCAAGAGGUGCAGCAACUAUGAGCUAUGAUUUUCUUAACAUUUUACCCUUGGUUGGUACUGAAACACUAAAUAAAUAUGCUUAUUGUUAAUGUUGCUCCUGUUUCAGUCAAAUUUCAGUCUUAACACGGGACCCAACUGUGUCGCUGUUUUUCUUUUCUUUUUUUCAUACAGUAACUCAUCUUUUGCAGCAUGGCAUGCAUAAUGAGUUGGGGUGUAAAAAUUGUCAGCUACCAAUAUAAAGUGAACAAUUUGAGGUAUUUGGUCCUAAAAAGCUCUUAAAUCAUGCCUAUGAAGCAAUACUUUGCAAAAAAUAACCACCAGCAUAUCUAGUCAUCAAAUCUGAAACUAAAACCAAAUAAUUGGUUGAAGAACCAGGAUUUAGCAUUUAAAGUCAGAACACUCUAAGAUUGAUAGUCGGCUGGAGCGUGGAGACAUUUCUUCUUUUUUUCUGGUGGACUUCAGUUUCUUACUAAGAAGUUUAUCCAUUGGUUUAGUUCAGCCGAUCAUGUCCAAGGAUUAUCCAGUUGUAAAAAUGACUGAGCCUAACACUCACUUGUAUUUGUAUCCAUGAGUUAUUAUUUUACAUACCUUGUAAUCACAAAGCAGAGAAUAUGACCAAGUGUGUUUAUGAAAAAAAUAUCAGACUAUGGAUGUCUAAAGCUUAUAAAUAAGUUGUAUUUGAUUUAAAUAAACUUUGUUUUUCUUAAAAGGUU
This is a messenger RNA of Fundulus heteroclitus (mummichog), 2672 nucleotides long. RefSeq names its product gastrula zinc finger protein XlCGF57.1. Gene Ontology annotation, biological process: regulation of transcription by RNA polymerase II. The record is from RefSeq and is a predicted model, not a curated record. Gene Ontology annotation, molecular function: DNA-binding transcription factor activity, RNA polymerase II-specific; RNA polymerase II cis-regulatory region sequence-specific DNA binding. The transcript has 2 exons. NCBI's taxonomy places the organism in Eukaryota, Metazoa, Chordata, Actinopteri, Cyprinodontiformes, Fundulidae. The coding region runs from base 155 to 1816 and encodes 553 amino acids. Gene Ontology annotation, cellular component: nucleus.